AGAAAUAAAGAUUUAAAGACACAGACCUUGAGGAGAACUAAAGUGUCCUGAGAUGUAAAGCUUGUUGUAAUGAAUGAGUGCAGCUCUCUCAGCAUGUUGUUGUGUUUGUGUGAAGGUGUGGGCUCUGCUAUGAAUCAGUGUGAGGACAGAGAGGAGGGAGUCCCUCCCUCUAAAAGCACUCUGUGUGGGGAACAUGACAGCCAGACCAAAGCUCAGAGCCCAGAGCAGCAGCAGGGACCAGACUCUGCUGGACCUGGACCUGGACCUGGACCUGGACCCAGCUGUGUGUCCAUGAAGAGUGACCAGUCUAUGGAGCCUCCUCUUGCUUUUAAAGGACAAAGGAGGAUCCAUCAGCAGAGACCAGAUUCUCCUGGAUCCAGCUGUGUGUCCAUGAAGAGUGACUGGUCUAUGGAGCCUCCUCUUGCUUUCAAAGGACAAUACAGAGUUGAUCAGCAGAGCUCAGAGGUUCCCAGUGGUCAGUCUGCCCAGCAGCAUCAAACAGACCUGGACUCCAUAUUUAUGCUGCUCCAGGAAAACAUUGGCAGGUUUGUGAAGAACGAGGUGAAGAAGUUCCAGAGAGUUCUGAGUCCAGAUUACCCAGAAUGCUUAGGGAGUCAGAGGGAGGAUGAGGAGGUGUUGGACGGUGAGGAGGAGGAGCAGAGGAGGAGCAGCAGAGAGGCAUUUCUGAAGAUCACACUGCACUUCCUGAGGAGAAUGAAGCAGGAGGAGCUGGCUGAGCGUCUGCAGAGCAGUAAGAGGAUUUGAACAGAUUUAACAUGAUGGAAAGAGGAAAUGGAGGCAACAUGGGAGAAGUUUCCAUUUCAAACUCUGCUGUUAAUAUGAUGCACACAUUUGGAUCAGAUCUAUGAAUUCUUCUGGGCUGAAACUCAGAAACUGUUCACAGCUGAUGAGCUGAAGAGAUUUCAUGGAGGAGGAAAAUAAAUACCAUCUUGAUGUCUUAAAGU
Molecule: messenger RNA, 965 nt
Organism: Micropterus dolomieu (smallmouth bass)
Lineage: Eukaryota; Metazoa; Chordata; Actinopteri; Centrarchiformes; Centrarchidae
Exons: 5
Coding region: 70-765 (231 amino acids)
Source: RefSeq, a predicted model, not a curated record